AUGGAGAUGCUGCAGGACGAGGCGGUAGUCGUCGCGAGGCCGAGGCCGAGGCCAGAAGCAGCAGCAGCGGUCGUCGCCGUGCGCCGCAUGAACAGCAGCAGCGACGGCAAGAUGUGCUACGCCAACAACUCCGACUUCCAGCGGGUCAUCGCCUCCGUCACCAAGAAGGCCAGGCAGGAGCUGGCGGCGGCGCUCUACCGCGCCCGUGGCCGCCCGGACUCCAUGGGCAUCGCCGACCUGGGCUGCGCCACGGGGCCCAACGCGCUGCUCAUGGUGUCCGACGCCGUCGAGGCCGUGCUGGCGGAGACCCACCUGCACCACCACCCGCCGCCGCCCCAGCUGCACGUCUUCCUCAACGACCUCCCCGCCAACGACUUCAACGCCGUCUUCCGGCUGCUGCCGUCGUCGCCGCUCGCCGCCACCGGCUGCUGCCUCGUGUCGGCAUGGCCGGGCUCCUUCUACGAGCGCGUCUUCCCGGAGGCCAGCCUGGACUACGUCGUAUCCUCGAGCAGCCUGCACUUCCUGUCCAAGGCGCCGACGAUGAGGAUGGAGCAUCCCAACCUUGGUCGCGUCUACGUCUCCGAGUCCGGCCCCGCGGCGGUGCUGGACGCCUACCACUCCCAGUUCCACGCCGACUUCCUCCGCCUUCCUCUCCUGCCGCGCCGCCGAGAUGAGGCCCGCGGCCUGCUCCUCCUCACCUUCGUCGCCAGGAGGACCGCCCGCCCCACCGCCCACGACUGCUACCUCUGGGAUCUCCUCGCCGACGCUCUCAUGGACAUGGCCGCCGCCGGGCUCGUCGACGAGGACCAGGUCCACGUCUUCAACGCGCCCAACUACAGCCCCUGCCCCGACGACUUCGCCAAGGUCAUCGCCAAGGAAGGCUCCUUCACCGUCAGGACCAUGCAGCUCUUCGACACCACGCGCCGCUGCCUCCUCCUCCAGGCCCAGGCGGACGAAGACGAGUUGCCGCGGUGGCUAGCCAUGGAGACGGCAAGCACCGUUAGGGCGGUCGUGGAGCCCAUGCUGCGGACGCAAUUCGGCUGGGACGCCAUGGACGGACUCUUCUGCAGAGGCUUGCAACUGGAAUUCAAUAGUAUAAGAACUGGACUCUGUAUCAUUGCUAGAAGCUUGCAACGGGAAUCCAAUAGUAUAAGAAUUGGACACGGACACCGUAGGGCCAGCUGUGCCGCGGUGGCUCAGGACUCCAACGUCUUCCUCGUCUUGGAGAAGAAACAGCACUAG
Messenger RNA from Miscanthus lutarioriparius, 1242 nucleotides. The record is from the annotation of a GenBank genome assembly. NCBI's taxonomy places the organism in Eukaryota, Viridiplantae, Streptophyta, Magnoliopsida, Poales, Poaceae.